AUGAGAAAUUGGGGCCCUGAUUUUUGUAGUGUGACUCUCGUGGUGAAGAAGAAAGGGAUUCCUGACUUGACCAUGGUUGACCUUCCUGGGAUCACCAGAGUCCCCGUUCACGGCCAGCCAGAAAAUAUAUACGAUCAAAUCAAAGAUAUCAUAAUGGAAUAUAUAAAACCAGAAGAGAGUAUCAUACUCAAUGUGUUGUCUGCAACGGUUGACUUUCCCACGUGUGAGUCGAUUCGAAUGUCACAGAGCGUUGACAAAACCGGAGAGAGGACUCUAGCCGUAGUCACCAAGUCAGAUAAGUCACCCGAAGGGCUCAAGGAAAAGGUAACUGCUGAUGAUGUGCAUAUAGGGCUUGGUUAUGUCUGUGUUAGGAACAGGGUCGGCAAUGAGUCGUAUGAAGAUGCUCGAGUAGCGGAAGCUAAGCUUUUCGAGUCUCAUCCUUUGCUUUCCAAGAUUGAUAAAUCGAUCGUUGGGAUCCCUGUUUUGGCUCAGAAGCUUAUGGAGAUUCAAGCCAGGAGUAUAGCUCGAAACUUAACUGACAUUGUCAAGAAGAUCAAUGAUAAGUUGAGCCAUAAUAUUUCCGAGUUCAAAACACUCCCCAAGGCCAUGUCUUCCAUGGCUGAAGCCAUGAGUGCUUUCACGAGGGUCAUUGGGCAAGUCAAAGAGUCACUAAGGAAAAUUCUGUUGAGAGGAGAAUUUGACGAGUACCCAAAUGAUAAGAAGAUGCAUUGUAAAGCUCGGUUGGUUGAGAUUCUUAAUGACUUUUUCUGUGAUCUUAAAGAAUGUCCUCAGAGCAAUCCAACUCGUGAUUUUUUGAUGGAUGAGAUCAAGUACUUGGAAGAAGCCAAAGAGAUUUCUCUUCCCAACUUCUUUUCCCGGACUAUAUUUCUCUCUAUAUUACAAGAAAAGGUCAAUGGGAUUUCGAGUAUUCCCACAGAUUUUGUGGAAACGCUGUGGAGCUACAUAGAGGAGGUGGUGAUGACUGUUCUGAUGAGCCAUGUCCAAAACUAUUACCAGCUUCAACUCUCAGCCAAAAGAGCAGGGCUUAAUCUGAUAGAGAAGAUGAAAGAGAACUCUAUGAAGUGGGUUUCGGAGAUUGUGGAGAUGGAGAAAUUGACUGAUUAUACUUGUAACUUGGAGUUCGAAAUUGAAUAUAAGAAGCUCAUGGCUCAAAAAGAUGCAUUCACGAGAAAUGUUUAUUCCUGCAAUUCUAUGAACAUUGAAGGUCUUGGCUUGGUUGACUUGGUGAAUCCAAGCAAGUCUCCACAUCUAUUACCUCAAGCUUUUGACUUGAGGAUGAAAAUGGUGGCUUACUGGAAUAUUGUGCUGACAAGGUUUGUUGACUCCAUGGCUCUGCAUUUGCAGCUGAGUGUUCACAAGCUGGUGAAUGACCACUUGGAAAGAGAGCUUGUAGCCCAAAUGAUGGCUCCUGAUGGAAAUGGGCUGGAGAAAAUGAUGGAUGAGUCGCCAUUGGUUGCCACUAAGCGCGCCAAGCUGGAUGGCAGUAUUAACAAAUUCAAGCAAUGCAAGGAGAUUUUAGCCAAAAUCAUGGACAGAACUGCUACUACUAGUUGUGGUGAAUGAUCACCUUUAGGGGUUUAUCUUU
Messenger RNA from Humulus lupulus (European hop), 1606 nucleotides. RefSeq names its product dynamin-related protein 4C-like. Gene Ontology annotation, molecular function: GTPase activity; GTP binding; microtubule binding. The transcript has 2 exons. Bases 1 to 1584 code for a protein of 527 amino acids. Gene Ontology annotation, cellular component: cytoplasm; membrane; microtubule. The record is from RefSeq and is a predicted model, not a curated record. NCBI's taxonomy places the organism in Eukaryota, Viridiplantae, Streptophyta, Magnoliopsida, Rosales, Cannabaceae.